AUGGCACCAAAGAUCUUCCUCACAGGAGGCACAGGCUACAUCGGCGGCUCCGUCCUCCACACCCUCUACACCACCCACCCCGAAUACACCAUCACCGUGCUCCUCCGCCGGACCCCUGAGACCUUCCAAUCCACCUACCCCAACAUCACCAUCCUAACCGGCGACUACUCCAGCACCUCCCUGAUCACCUCCGCCGCCGCCUCCGCCGACAUCGUCGUGCAUAACGGGGACUCGGACCACGAACCCAGUCUAAACGCCAUCAUCUCUGGUCUCCUCCAGCGGCCUACCCCAGGCUACCUACUCCACCUCUCCGGCACAGGGAUAGUGUCAGACUGGGCCUCCCCAUCGUACCUGGGUUUGCUAAACCCAAAGAUAUGGUCCGACAAGACUUCUUUGGCCGAAAUCCGGUCUUUGCCUCCAACGGCGCUGCACCGCAACACCGAAACCAUUUUACACGACACCGUCGCAAAACAUGGGGAUAGGAUCAAGAUAGCUAUCAUGUGCCCGCCCGAUAUCUACGGCAAAGGCAAGGGGUUGGUGAAAACGCACAGUGCGCUUAUCCCUUUCUUCGUCCACGCAGCGAAGGGGAUUGAAAGUGGGAAACCGUUUUACUAUAACCAAGGUGCCAAUACAAGGAGUUGGGUGCAUAUCAACGACCUCAUGCGUCUGUAUUUGCAUGUCGUGGAAGCUGCAGUGUCAACCUCCACCUCCGACGACGACGACGACGACUCCAAUGCCGAUUUCUUCAACGAAAACGGAUACUACUUUGCGAGCACGCAAGAGCAUUCUCAGAUCGAUGUUGCGAAAGCGGUCGGGAGCAUUCUGCACAAGCAUGGUGUGAUUGGGGAUGCGGAACCAGUGCAGAUCGGGUUGGAGGAAUUGGAUGGCAUGGCUAAUUAUCCUGGGUUUCCCAAGCUGGCGCGGUAUUUGUUCGCGAGUAAUUCGCGUACGAGGGCUGAGAGGGCGGGUGAGAAGUGGGGGUAUGGGGGUGAGGCGCCUGGGUUGUUGGAGUGCUUGGAGGGGGAUGUGCUGGAUGCUAUCUCUAUGAAGGGGUGA
Molecule: messenger RNA, 1056 nt
Organism: Alternaria triticimaculans
Lineage: Eukaryota; Fungi; Ascomycota; Dothideomycetes; Pleosporales; Pleosporaceae
Exons: 2
Coding region: 1-1056 (351 amino acids)
Source: RefSeq, a predicted model, not a curated record